AUGCGGCUGACCGGGAAACUUUCGGAAUGGGGAACCAGGGUCGUGGAUAUUGGAGGCAACCAGGUCGGCUUGGAGGCGGAGCGAAUUGAUAGCCAUUUACUUACCGAAAAAAUUGCAGCGGGACGAGAUGAGCAGGCAAAUGAGGCCCCAUUCCUGCUUGUCAAUCUGGAUACCUUAAUUGCCCGCUACGAUCGAUGGAUUCGGGAAUUGCCGCAAGUAAAGCCAUUCUACGCAGUGAAAAGCAACCCGAGCCCGGUAGUCCUUCGGGUUCUCGCCGGCAUGGGUGUUAAUUUUGAUUGUGCGAGCCGGGGAGAAAUUGAGCAGGUUCUUUCACUGGGUGUGUCUCCGGAUCGUAUCAUCUUUGCGAAUCCAGCAAAACCCGCUUCAUAUAUUCAAUACGCCCAGGACGUCGGUGUCUACCGUAUGACCGUCGAUAGCAGCGAAGAGCUGCGGAAGAUCGCCGUGAAUUUCCCACAAGCGGAGAUCUUACUACGCCUGGCCACCUCCGAUAAAUCCGCGAUGACGCCAUUGAGCGGGAAAUUCGGGGCCGACGGAGUGCGCCAAAUUCCGGAUCUACUACGGGAAGCGCUCUCCCUUGGUCUAAAUAUCGUUGGGAUCAGUUUUCACGUCGGUUCCGGGUGUCGUGAUCCAACAUCUUUUGGUCGUGCCCUUGAAGAAACGCACCGUCUUCACGAGCUCGGAAAAACAAUUGGUCAUCAGAUGACGGUGAUCGAUAUUGGGGGUGGAUUCCCUGGAGGGCAAAUAAAUGCUAAUUUUGAAGCGUGCGCCAAUGAAAUCCGAAGCUCGCUUGAAACCCUCUUUAACGACGACACCUAUGAAAUAUUGGCUGAGCCAGGGAGAUACUUCUGCUCGGAAGCCUUUACCCUAUGCGCAAAUGUGAUCCAUUCGAAUGAAAUACCACCUGAAUACGAUCCAACGGGCGCUUCCACCGGCACCCAAAUGAAAUACUACCUCAAUGACGGCGUAUUUGGCUCAUUUGCUUGCAAAUUCUUCCAAUACUUGCAUUCGGAGGGGCAGCCGCUUAGACCAAAAACUGGACGUCCGAUCUUAUCUUCUACGAUUUUUGGACCAACUUGUGAUACCUGGGAUAAAAUCGAGGAUAACCGUCAGGUCGAAAAAAUGGAAAUCGGAGAAUGGAUUUACUAUCGCGAUAUGGGAGCUUAUAGUUGCGCAUGUGCGUCCACUUUCAACGGUUUCCAGCCACCGGAGCAUAUUUUUGCGAUUUCUGAGCAAAACUGGGCCCGAAUCAAGCCAUUGUUGGAAAAAGACGAUUCUAUUGCU
Messenger RNA from Mesorhabditis spiculigera, 1302 nucleotides. The record is from the annotation of a GenBank genome assembly. NCBI's taxonomy places the organism in Eukaryota, Metazoa, Nematoda, Chromadorea, Rhabditida, Rhabditidae.